Messenger RNA from Oryza brachyantha (malo sina), 2136 nucleotides. RefSeq names its product probable leucine-rich repeat receptor-like protein kinase At1g68400. Gene Ontology annotation, biological process: protein phosphorylation. Lineage: Eukaryota; Viridiplantae; Streptophyta; Magnoliopsida; Poales; Poaceae. Bases 1 to 1965 code for a protein of 654 amino acids. The transcript has 2 exons. Gene Ontology annotation, molecular function: protein kinase activity; protein binding; ATP binding. The record is from RefSeq and is a predicted model, not a curated record.
AUGACGUUGCGCGUGCUCUUCUUGAUGCUGGCCGCCAGCUGCUGCCUCGCCGACGCUGCUCCGAUCAGCCUCGACGCUGUGCCGCUGCUCGCCUUCAAGUCGGCGUGCCACGCCGACUCUGCCACGGCGCUCGUCUCCUGGAAGGAGGGCUCCGACCCCUGCUCCGACAGGUGGCGCGGCAUCUCUUGCCAGAAGUCAUCGUCAUCGUCGUCGCCGUCGCCUCCUCGCGUCCGUCGCGUUGUUCUUGGAGGCCUACGCCUCAGCGGGGAUGCUAGAGCCGUCGCCGCGCUCGCCCAUCUCCCUAUGCUCUCGUUCCUUAGCCUUAAGAACAACUCUUUCUCGGGCUCUCUCAGUGACGUCGACUUCUCCCCCUUGGCGCCGCACCUCAAGCUCCUUCACCUCUCCGACAAUGGCUUCUCCGGUCGGUUCCCGGAGUCCGUGCUACGCCUUCGCCAUCUGCGCCGUCUCGACCUUUCUGGAAAUCGACUUACCGGUACGAUUCCGCCGGAGAUAGGUCAGCGGCUCUCUUCUCUCCUGACGCUGCAUCUCGCGCGCAACCUGUUCGUCGGGCCCUUACCGGCCUCGCUGGAAGCAAUGGCCAGGCUUGCCAAGCUCAACGUCUCCGGUAACCACCUCCAGGGGCGGAUCCCCAAGCACCUCGCGGCCAUCUUCCCCGCAUCUUCGUUCGCCGGCAAUCCCGAACUUUGCGGUGCCCCGCUGCAACGCCGGUGCAAUGGACAGCACCAGAUGGUGUAUGGCGGCGGCGGCGGCGUCGGUGUUGACACGCCGCACGAGUCGAAGAGAGGGAUGAGGAUGGGCAAUGACCGAUGGAUGGUGGCGAUGAUCAUGAUGGCAGUGGGCGCAGCAGUCGCGUCGCUGGUCGCCGCGGCUCUGUGCGCUGCGUUAUGGCUAAAGAAGAAGAGGCCGCCGGCGAGGCCUCGCGCCAGCUCACGCACCAGCUCGAUGGCGCGGGAGGAGACGGUGCGCUUCGAUGGUUGCUGCGUGGAGUUCGACGUGUGCACGCUCAUGCGGGGCGCCGCGGAGAUGCUGGGCAAGGGCGCGACGGCUACGACGUACCGCGUGGCCAUGGGAGGCGACGACGUCGUCAUGGACGACGCUGGCGUCGUCGAGGAGGGCAAGGCCGGCGAGGUGGUGGUGGUGAAGAGGAUGCGGCGGAGGGAAGGCGCGACCCGGGAGGACGAGCGGCGGAAGCGGGACCUCGCGAGGGAGAUGGGCACGUGGCGGCACGCCAACGUCGUCAGCCUGCGCGCCUUCUACGCGUCGGCCGACGAGCUCCUUCUCGUCUUCGAUUACGUCCCCAAUGGCAGCCUCCACAGCCUCCUCCAUGAGAACCGGGGACCGGCGCGUAUUCCUCUGGAGUGGCAGACGAGGCUGAAGCUGGCGCAGGACGCGGCGCAGGGGCUCGCCUACCUCCACGGCGUGUCCGGCGGAAAGCUCUCCCACCGGCACCUCACCUCCUCCAACAUCCUCGUCGACGCUGGCGGCAACGCGCGGGUCUCCGACUUCGCCCUGCUCCAGCUGCUCGUGCCGGCGCCGGCGGACGAGGCCGCGCAGAAGCAGGACGUGCACGCGUUCGGGGUCGUCCUCCUGGAGAUCCUGAUGGGCCGGUCGCCGGAGGACGGCAACGUGGACCUGGCGCGGUGGGCGCGCACGGUGGUGCGCGAGGAGUGGACCUCGGAGGUGUUCGACGCGGAGCUGCUGCCGAGCAAGGGCGCGGAGAACGAGAUGAUGGCGCUCCUCCAGGUGGCGCUGCUGUGCGUCGCCGACGACCCAGCGGCGCGGCCGAGGAUGGAGGUGGUGGCCAAGAUGAUCGAGGACAUCAGGGACAGGGGGAGCAAGAGGAGCAGGUACUCGGCGUCGCCGUCGCAGGCUGGCCAGUCUUACGAGUCCUCUCCUUCCGUGUCGGAGGACACCACUAGGUCCACCACUGCCUCGAGCUCUUGACGCUGUGAUGUUGGUGGCAAUGGCAUCGGUUUCCCAUGCCAAAAAGUCCAUUCAUUGUUGCAGAGGAGCUUGAGUGACAUGGUAAAUGGACUAACAGUUGCGUCAACACACAAUUAGGUGCUGCCGUUGUAGAUGUUAAUGUUCUGCCAUCAUGAUUCUGUGGCAUGUAAG